Messenger RNA from Pseudocercospora fijiensis CIRAD86, 1806 nucleotides. RefSeq lists its product as uncharacterized. Gene Ontology annotation, molecular function: protein binding. Lineage: Eukaryota; Fungi; Ascomycota; Dothideomycetes; Mycosphaerellales; Mycosphaerellaceae. The annotation marks the transcript as partial. The record is from RefSeq and is a predicted model, not a curated record. The transcript has a single exon.
AUGCUGACUGCGUCGCUACAAAAGCACAUCCUGAAUCGCACUAACACGCCGCUCCACCUGAACACACCCCGUGACUCGCCUCGACCGCGUACCUCUGAAGGCCAUGCGCACAAAGAUGAUCGCUCCUCUGCGGAUGAGAAGAGUGCGCCGCCGACCUUUGAGCCGCCCACAAGAGCAAACACGAAUGACAGCAGUAUCGGAGGAGAUGCCAGGCGGGAUCUCAAGAAGGGUGUGAAGGCUGUGUCCUUCUUGAGCAGACUCAUGGGCGGGAAGAAGCAGCGCGAGACCGGGGACGACCCUGUCGACGAUGAUUCUUCUACAAGCGACGGCAGGCCUGAGGGCAACGAUGCAGAGGUCUUCAAGCAGAGCAUGGACAAUGAAGGCAUCGGCUACAACCCUAGACAUGCUCCUCCGCCCGCAUACAUCAAGGUCAGGUCGAAGUAUAAGAAACCUCAGGACUUCGACCGGGUGUUUCUUGCUCAGGAGCUUUCAUGUGGUAAACGUCCGGAUAUCAUGGCGCGGCGGAAUAGUACAAACAAGCUACGCAGGAAGAGUUCAGCGACUGCCGACGAUGGCAGCACGAUAUGGGCCAUUGAGUUCAGCCGCGAUGGCAAGUACCUCGCGACGGCUGGUGCUGAUAUGAUCGUUCGCGUCUGGCAAGUGUUGAGCUGUCCGGAAGAUCGACAGAGACAUGAGCGCCAGGAGUCAAGUGACAGCGAUUCGAAUGGCAUGGGUGCAGAUUCUGGACAUUUGAGUGCGCCAGUGUUCCAAUGCAAGCCCGUGCGUGAGUACGAAGGGCACACGUCGACGAUUCUAGACUUGAGCUGGAGCAAGAACAACUUUCUCUUAUCGUCUUCUAUGGACAAGACCGUGCGACUAUGGCAUGUGAGCAGGAACGAAUGCCUUUGCACAUUCAAGCAUAACGACUUCGUUCCUUCGAUAUCGUUUCACCCGAAAGACGAUCGCUUCUUUUUGGCCGGCUCGCUGGACUCUAAAUUACGGCUGUGGAGCAUACCAGACAAGAGCGUAGCCUUUGCAGCACAGGUCCCGGACAUGAUCACAGCUGUGGCAUUUACUCCGGACGGCAAGUAUGCAAUGGCAGGCUGUCUGACCGGACUAUGCAUGUUCUUUGAAACGGAAGGCUUGAAGUAUCAAACGCAGAUCCACGUGCGAUCCACGAGAGGCCAGAACGCAAAAGGCAGCAAGAUCACUGGCAUCCAAGCGUUCAACGCCCCCACUGGGGAGCUCAAAAUACUGAUCACUUCGAACGACUCAAGGAUUAGAUUGUACAAUUUUCGCGACAAGAGCCUAGAAUUGAAGUUCAAGGGCAAUGAAAAUAACUGCAGCCAAAUACGAGCAAUGCUGAGCGAUGAUGGACGAUAUGUUGCCUGUGGCAGCGAAGAUCGGAAAGCGUAUAUCUGGUCUUUGCACCAAAGCCCAGGCGAGAGAAGAGACAGAACUCCAGUGGAAAUGUUCGAGGCUCAUAACACCAUCACGACUGCCGUAUGCAUAGCACCAGCGAAAACACGACAGCAUCUUAGCAGGUCCGAAGAUCCAAUCUACGACCUCUGCAACCCGCCGCCAGUCACAUUACUCAGCCAAGCCGAGAAGGCUGAAAGUACGACUUCGGCUUCACGAUCGCAAAGUCGCGCCGGCAGCAUACAGCAAACGCCAUCGCUCUAUAGCCAGCCAAGAGAGUCUCCCGCUUUCAUGUCUCGAGCGUCUCACAAAGAGGGCAACAUCAUUGUCACGGCAGACUUCGCCGGCAAGAUCAAGGUCUUUCGCCAAGACUGCGCAUGGUCGAAG